AGCGACUGCGGCCCCAUUGGAGCUCUGGAGAUUGUCGCAGUCGCAGUUCGCAGUCCGCAGUGUGCGCGUUUUGUCUUCGGUCUCGUUUCGUUUCGUUCGUUUCGAUUUGGAUUUUGGAAUCGCAUUCGAAUUCGAAUUCAGAUUCAAAGUGUGGCGUUGAAUUACAAGAAAAGCACAUCGUUUUUUUUGUUGCCCAUUUCCCAUUGUGUUUUUUCUGUGUGUGUGUCUGUGUAUUUUAUUUGAAUAUAAAAAUAAUAAUACAAAAAUUAAAGAAAUAAUUCUGCAACUUCAACAAGUUGCUGCUGGUCAAAACAAAUAGCGCCACAGAAAGUUGCGACCCAGCAACAGCAAGAGCAACUACAACAAAUACAACUACAACAUCGCCAGCAACAACAUCAGCUACAACGACAACAACUACAACCAAGCAAACGGCAUUCUUUCGCGCAACAACAAAAAGCAGUUGCCAAAGAGAGCACAGCGCACAAAUACAAAUACAAAAAAAACAACAGCAUAAACGGCAGCUCUCGCUUGCUCUCUCUCUCUUGCAUGUUUGCGCUAUCGCUGUGUUUGGCUGUGCCUGUGUGCGUGUGUGUGUGUGUGCCAGUGCAGCAGCAACAACAACAACAAUUUUGAUUAAAUCGUAUUUGUGUCGCGUUCUCUCUCUCUCUCACUCACGCGUCGCGCAGCGCCCACACAAUCGGCCAGUGAGAGAACCGUCGUCCGCUGGAAUGUGGCCCGCCGUCGACUGCGCAGUCGCGGCGCGUUGUUAGUGUUUGACAAAGAAGAAGAGGUCAGCAAUAGCUUGCUGGCCACUGCCGACGACAAUUCAAAAAAUACAAAAUAAAAGAAAAAUAAAAAUAGAAACAAUACAAUUUACUGUUAUUUGCGUGUAAUCGAUUGUCAGUGCAAAAAGAAAAUAACAAAAGAAAGUUUGCAGUACUCUCUCUCUCUUCUUCUCUCAAACUAAAGAGAUUUGUAAGCGACUCAUUUUUUGGAUUACGCGCUUAAAGCGCCCUCUUCUGGCAAGCAGCAUAAUGCCGACAACUGCAGCGACCUUCGUCGGCAGUGCAUAAGCAGCAACGUAUUUCGAACGCUCGCGCUGUAUACGGAAAAUGAUGCAGCAUGCGAGCAUUUUGCACCGUCAGCGCGCCCCUGGAAGUAUGCGCGUCCUCAGCCGAGCAACUGUCACCCGGCUCCCGAUUCCUGGCACUGAGACUUCUGGGCCAACAGCAGCCGAAAACGCUGUACUUCCUAGUCGAUGCAAAGAGUCGAGUCCGAGAAGUAUACACGCAGACAUGUCUACACUUUGCCACACAGGGUAUGCAGGACACCGAACUGUUUGGUCUGGCUGUGCUCAUAGAUGGCGAGUACAUGUUUGCAGAUCCCGAGAGCAAGCUCUCCAAGUACGGCCCGAAGAGUUGGCGUUCUUCUCACACGCAUGGCCUGGAUGCCAAUGGACGUCCUCUGUUGGAGCUGCAUUUCCGCGUGCAGUUCUACAUCGAGAGUCCGUUCAUGCUGAAAGAUGAGGCGUCGAGGCACAAUUAUUAUCUGCAGCUGAGGCACAAUGUCCUGCAGCGUGAGUUGCCACGUGAGCAUGCGGAUCAGGCGCUUGUUCUGCUGGCUGGACUCGCGUUGCAGGCGGAUCUGGGCGAUGCACCCAAGGGAGGAGGAGCAGCAACAGGAACAGGAACAACAACUGGUUUAACCGAACAACCAAACGGGCAGGAAGAGGCAGAGGAGCACACGGAGACUGGGCACAAGAGAUCCUUGACAACGCUACCGAAGAUUAGGAAACGUUUGAGCAGCUACAACGAACGCAUGUUGCGUCUCUCCACCUACGUAAGCUCGUCCACCUCCAAACGUGCCUCUGCCACGCCCAGCGCCCAUCCAAGUAGUAGUACUUGCGCCACCGACUACUUUCGCCUGGAGGACUAUCUGCCCGCCACAUUGCAGACGACGCCGUGGGCCAAGAGCGCCUUGAGAGCCUGCCAUCGGGAGCAUCAAGGAUUGGGCUCAACGGAGGCGGAAUUGUUGUAUAUUGAACAGGCGUGCAAUCUCCAUGAAACGAUUAAUGCGCACACCUAUCGCAUGAGAUUGGCCAAAAGUGAGACGGGUGUGGGAAGUGCCUGGUUUGUCAUCUAUGCCAAGGGCAUUAAGAUACUCGGUGCACGAGCAACUGAAACCGCCAAUUUCCUAUGGCCCAAUAUAACGAAACUCUCGUUUGAGCGCAAGAAAUUCGAGAUACGUUCGGGUGAGAAUCGUUUAAUACUCUAUGCCGGCUCGGAUGAGAAGAACAAGCUGUUGUUGUCGCUGUGCAAGGAUACGCACCAGUGGAGCAUGAAGUUGGCGGCACGUCUCAAGGAGAUUAACAAGCGGGAGCGCGAAGAGCAGGAGCAGGAACACGAAACGGAAACGGAAUCCCAUGCGGAAGUCUUUUAUUCCCGCAGUCUUUUGUUGCCCUACAAGAAUAAGAAUGAGCAAAGGAUAUCGGUUAUAUCGAGCACCAGUUCCAAUACCACAUCGGGCAUUGUCAGUGAUCGUGUGCACUCCGAGGAUGAGCUGGAGAUAAUGAUUAAUACACCGCCUGCUGCAUUGGCUGCUCCAUCCACAGAGAGCUUGGCCUUGGCCCAUUUGCUGGACAACCGGCCGAGUGUGAGUCGACAAACGUCGUCGGUGGGUCAAUUGUCGCUCAAGGAUCUGGAGGAGCAGCUGGCGGCAUUGCGUCCCAGCGGUAGCAGCAGCAGCAGCAGCAACAACAACACCACCGCCAAGAGCAGUGUUAUUCCAUCUACAAAUGAUUCGUCGACGGCCACAGAUUCACCUAGUUCCCAGCAUCACAUUGGCUCGCAAUGCUCCUCCACGUGCAGCACAGUGGUGGUAACAACGCCACCACCACCACCAGCUCCACCGCUGACCGCUCCACCGGUGCACUCCACUUCCUCCAGCCUGGAACUGGGCUACAGUCAUACGGCACAGAAUUCCACAAUUAGCGAAUCCAAUGCGGAGGAUUUUCUGCCCUCCUCGGAAAGUGUUUCGGGAGUUUCCGGUGUCUACAACUUGGCACCGCCUACAGAGACCUCUGGCGUUUACACCAUGCAUAGUAGUGAGCUAACUGGACAAUCCUCUGAGCUGGCAGAGUCAGAGAAGAGUUCGCAUUACGGCAGUUUUAAGCCCACCAAGGGGGAGGAUGAUGCUGUGGAUGGUGCUCAAGUGGAUGGUGUUGGCAAGUCGAGUGGUGAGUUUCGUUUGCGUUCCGACUCCAACAUUAGCACGAGCAGCUCCUUUCGUGGCGAUGGCAGCGAUCCCACGGAUAACAAGCAUUCCCUGCUCUCCGCCGAGGAGCUGACCAAUCUCAUUGUCGGCCGAGGCACCUACCCGAGUCGCAAAAUCGUAUCCAACUCGCUGCACACGACUUGCGACUACGUACAGCUGCCGCUGGAGGAGGAAGAGGUCGUGGAGCAACUGCAGCCGGAGUUGCCACCAGCUCCUCCUCCCUAUAAUGCACGGCAUGAGAAGACCGUGUGUGGCCCACCCGUGGUGCCACCACCACCCAAAUCCAAGCCAGAGCCACCAGCUCCACCAAUUCCAGCAGUUCCCAUCGCUCCAUUGGUUACAUCAGCUCCUGCUCCUUCACCAGCUGGAGCUGCUGCCGUGGUGGUGACACCUCCUCCGCCACCGCCUCCCACCUCGCUGCGACGUCGUGAUCCGCCACCAUAUCCCACAUCCCAUAAGCCACGACCCACAUCCCUCAUCUCGCUGCCAGCUCCGAGUGUCGCCGGCUCCUUGAGCUCCCUCAAGUCCGAGGAGGUCACCGCACGCUUUAUCACGACGCGUCCACAGAUCAGCAUACUGAAGGCACACACCAGUCUAAUCCCGGACGGCGCCAAGCCCAGCUAUGCAGCUCCCACACAUUACUCCUCCUCGAGUGGUUCCGUCUGUAGUCACCAGUUGUCCCAGCAAUCCCUACACAAUUCCAAUUAUGCUGGCGGCUCACAAGCUUCACUGCAUCAUCACGGACAUGGACAUGGCGGCUCACAGGCCUCACUGCAUCAUCACCAUCCUGGACACGGACAUGGACACGGUCAUCGUCAUGGACAUGGUCAUGGUCAUCAUGGAGCUCAUCAUCAUCGUCAUUCCGGCUCGGCGGCCAUUGGCAUACCGCUAGUUCCUUAUGGACUGCACCACAAGAGCACCGCCUCCUCGUCCUGCGUCCUGCUGCCGGUGAUUAAGCCACGUCAGUUUCUGCCGCCACCGCCGCCAAGUUUACCCCGUCAACCGCCACCGCCGCCGCCAGGACCGGGACUCUACAGUGGCCAGCUGGCGAGGAGUCAUCAGCUGGAGCUGUAUCAACAGCAGCUGUACAGCGAUGUGGACUAUGUCAUUUAUCCGCUGCAGGAUCCGGCUGUCAGUCAGCAGGAGUAUCUGGAUGCCAAGCAGAGUUCCCUGCUGGCAGCCAUGGCACAAGCUCCUCCAACUCCGCAUCCACAUCCGCAUCCGUAUCUGGCGUAUCCGGCUGGAUGGGAUACCUGCAAAGGACAUGCCAUCUACCGGAGCACACCUUAUCUGCCGUUCUCGAGAUACGCCUCCACGCAGAAUCUAUCCGACACAUACGUCCAGCUGUCCCCCCUCUAUUCGCCCUCGAUGGCCAGCCUCUGCAGCUCCUUCGAGCCACCGCCGCCCCCUCCACUGCAUCCGGCUGCCCUCGCCGCAGCGGCCGCAGCGGCAAACGCUUCCUCGAGCCUCUUUGCACGAUCGCGAUCAGACGAUAAUAUUCUGAACUCGCUCGACUCGAUGCCGAUGCCGAGACCAAUGCCCAAAGUGAAGCGUCUGCCGCCGCCGCCGCCUCCGCCGUAUGUCAACCGCCUGAAGAAGCCACCAAUGCCAGUUCCAGUUCCAACGCCCAGCGAACAACCGCCGCCAAUUCCCUCGAAGCCAAAUCCGAGUCCGAAUUCGAAUCCGAAUUCCACACUGAGCAUGCUGCCGCCGAGGAAACCGCUUACAUUGAAUCCGCACAGUGCCAACAGUCCGCUGAUCAAGACCUCCAGCGGGGCACAGUGGGCGGGGGAGCGUCCCAAGCCGGAUCUGGGACUGGGCCUCAAUCGUGGCAACAGCAGCAACAGCAUUUUGGCCCAAUUGCAGGCCUCUGUGGCCGCCAGUCAAGCGGCGGCGGCAGCAGCAGCGGCAGCAUCAGCGAAUUCCCUGACGAAUUCACCGACGAAUCCCUUGGACAUUGCAUUGUUGCGGGAGAAGAGCAAACAUUUGGAUUUGCCGCUCAUUUCGGCCCUGUGCAAUGAUCGAUCGCUGUUGAAGCAAACCAAGGUCAUUGUUAAUCCAGCAACAACAACAACGACAGCAGCAGCAACAGCAACACAACAACAACAAUCAGCUGGAACAGCAACAACUAGUUCCAGUUCCAGCUCCAGUUGCAGUAAAUCCCUUGCCCAAUCGCCGAAUGGAAAUACUACAGCAACUGGAAAUACUUGCACAUUGAGCAAGGGACGCAAUGGAAGAAGUGCAGCGGCGAUUAGUCACCGCCAUCCGCAGGAUAAGCUGCCGCCACUUCCAGUGCAGCUGGCAGAGGCCAACAACUAUGUCAUGGAUCCAGCGGUGAUCAUGAAGCAUCAUCACAAGAGCUACAAUUCCCAUUCCCACUCGCAUUCGCAUUCGCAGUCACAAUCGCAGUCGCAGUCCUAAGCGUUGGCAGAAAAAGAGAGAGAAAGAAAGAAAAAAGCAAGCUGCCGCUCUAUCAAGUUUCCAGUUUCCAGUGUUGUGAAUACUGUUGUGGAUGAUAUUGUGGUGUCCAAUUGAGAAUUUGCAUAGUGCGAUAACGAUAACAAGUCGAUCACAGUGUGUUUAUCGGCAGGAAUUGUAGCUGGUGCUUCCAUUUUGACACAGCGAGAAAUAGAGAGAGAGAGA
Molecule: messenger RNA, 5916 nt
Organism: Drosophila innubila
Lineage: Eukaryota; Metazoa; Arthropoda; Insecta; Diptera; Drosophilidae
Gene: ex
Product: protein expanded
Biological process (GO): positive regulation of hippo signaling
Cellular component (GO): cytoplasmic side of apical plasma membrane; cytoskeleton
Source: RefSeq, a predicted model, not a curated record